GUCAGACCAGAAUCCACUGUAUCCAGCUGAUCUACAGGUGCCGCUAACGCACGGAGCGCUGGGUCCAGGAUACUACUACUUCUACCAGGCCGGAGAAGAUGGGGUGCUGCUUUAGUAAAGAGCUCAACCCCGGCCAGCAGAGUGAGAGGAGCAGUCUGUUACAGCCUCCGCUCCCCGAUGGGCUGAAUGACGUGACAGACCAGGUCAGGCAACACGCUGCGGCUGUAGCUCAGCAUGUGUGCUUGGACGAAGAGGAAAAACGUGUGGCAGACGGACCGGCCCAGAGAAAGCCUGCGGAAGAUGAGGAAAGCCCACCAGAACUGGGCAACAAAGUUUGGACAGAGGCGGCCGUGGCCAGCGGGGACAGCACCACGCGGAGUGAGAGGGAUUUUAAAGCAGCCAGCACUCGCGACGAGAAGGGGGCUAUAAUUAUCACAACCAGCACAAACAUACAUACAAACCCGGAGACUGAGGUAGGCAUGACACAUACUGGCAUGCCCAGCUGUGGCCCGGCCCCGUAUAUGGAGGUGCCCACACGGAGUCCAGCCAAACAGAAGAUUGUGGAGAAUGCCACACUCAGGGCUUUAUGGUUCAAUCAGCUCCCAGACAGGCACCCGUCGAAAAAAUGUUGGUUGUCUCCCGCCAGGUUACCCUCUGCUAACUGCCAGGGCAACGUCACUGGGAGCGAGGUGUCCGAUAACCAGCGGCCGCCGACGCUGGUCAGCGAGUGUCGGGAGACCCGGUGGGAUUACCCCAAAGCUGAGCACAACGAGGAGGAAGGUGAGGACGUCUGCGUCGUCGCAACAACGCUGGGCCAAGGUUUCGAGACGAGGACCCGGAGCUUCUACAGCAUAUGUUCCAUCGACGCCGACGACCUUGAACAUGACCACGUCCACAGCCAAUCCCAAACAGCUGGAGCAACACACUCGCUGCGCACAGCUGAAGCAGAAACAGCUGCUCUGCCCUGCAUGGCGGAGUCUCUGGCCUCCGGCCGAUCACACACACAGGCGUCCACAGCCUGUGGCCAGGAAUAUGUCCCAGAAUCUAAAACAACCAGCCAGUCGCGUGAUGAGGAACCGGCUUCGAGUCAUCAGUCUUCCACCAUCCUGUCACAGACACACCCAGAGAAUUCACUCCCAGCAGAGGAGACCUCCUUACCUCAUCCCGUUGUAGAGCAGGUUGACCACUCUUCGUCUGAUCCGCUGCCCAUGCCCAGCAGUCAAAUAAACAGCGAGGAACCUCGGGCCUCCACGCCAGACGGGACUCCGUUUAAAGAUCUGGACUGCCAGACCGCUGCUAAGGACACACUUGAAUCCAUGGAUUACAUGUUGAUGACGUCACACGCAAAUGAAAGUGCACGUGUUGAGGAGGAGAAUAAACGUGAGGCAUCCAGCUCCAGUUCUUCAAAGCUCAAACCGCUGCACAGGGAUGAGGUUUUCUCUCCUCUGUCUGGAGGACCGUUUGAGAUGGAUAAAUCCUCGCUACAGAGGGAGGCUAUCCCCUUGAGGAUCUGCAGAGGCCACAGUGAGGAGGGUGACGUCGGUUACAGCGGCACGGCAGGUACGACUCUCACUGAGGUGUCCUCGAUUCCCUCCAUCUCAGCUGAGUCAACGCUGCCCAUUGAACUGACGGCCUUCUCCUGCCGCACACAUCUGACUCCUCUCUCGGACUUUAAAACCACAUCUCACCCGUGUGACUUCAUAAUAUCAGACAAAUUCGAUGUAAAUUCAAACGAUCCAACAUUUGAAUUGAGCAGCAUUAAGCCUCCUGGUCAGGAUGUUGUAGAUCCGCCCGAGUCGGACCAUAGCGAUGAUCGUGACAAACGGCGUGACCGUUUUGAUGUGAAAACCGAGGGUGCCGUGGCGUCAGACGAGCCUCUUCAGGAUGUCGUCAUGAGUGGUGAUGACAGACAGGCAGCCAAAGAACCAAAACCAGAAGUCUGUCAGAACGGCAAACCCGUUGAGAGAGGGGAUGUUGCAGAUGUUUUACCUGAAACGGCUCCGAACACCUCUCGCCCAGAUACAAGCACGGCUGUAAAUGCAAGCCUCGCUCUUCGCGGCCCGGAAGAUUUAAGUCUCGGCCCUCUCACGCUGCCUCCUCCUGCUGAAAGUGAGCUUUCCGUUACUGCUUCCUUCACUCCACCUCCCUCUUCCUCAUCGCCGUGCACACCUCCUGUGGAAGGUAAGCGUAGUUUCUGUCCAGAGACUGAAGCUAAUCCUACCGAAAUCAAAUGCAGACAAAUCCAACUGGAGGAAAAUCCACCAGAGAAAGUAUUUAUUCAUGCGUGUGAGGAAGGAGAAGACGCAGCAGCUGCACAGGGGACUCGGAUUGAUGCCCCAGUCAAGCAUGAAUCUGCAGAUACAGUAGAACAGCCUCAAACCGCCUCCGAGCCCCCCGUAAUAUUAAGCUCCAGGGUUUCCUCUGACUGUGUGAACCCUGACGCCGACAUCGGCCUGCCAAAUGACACUGCUGAACGUUUCCCUCGAGCUGGAGAUUCAUCAAAUGAAAUUUAUUUUGAGGAAAUCAAUGGGAUACAGAUUCACAUCUCACAACAGGGGGAGAUGUCUGCACUUGACAGUGAUAUUCCUCCAGAAACUCCAAAUAUUUCCGCUACGGGCGCACCACCCCGAGGCGUCGAGGUCGGUACCGGCAUCUGUGAUGACUCCUACGUGAUUCCUAAUGACUUCAGCUGUCCGGAUGGCUCGGUUUUGGGCUGCCAGGAGGACAUGAUCCCUGUGGACCCAGGGCAGAUUGACGUUUAUGCCUCAACUCCGUCAUACGAGAUUCACUUCCUGGGACGCGAGCCUCCCGCUACUGCCGAGGAGGGGGAGAGAGAAGGAGGGAUGAGGGAGAUGGUGUCCGAGCUGCUGGGAGAGGACGCGGACUCCUCCGUCUGCCGCCUCUAUCCCCACCCCUGGAUCAAACUGGGUCUGGAGGAUAGCUGCGGGGCGUGGGCCCAGGGCGCGUCUGAUGCCGAGCCCAGCCAGGGUGAGAGCAGGACGGGCGCCGACGUGGAGCAGAUCCCAGCCCUGGUCUCGGAGCUCCAGCCGUCUAUGGCUCUGCUGGGAGCUUACCCCUACAGCACAGUGAUGCCUCAGGGUCGCUGCGUGUGGGACUGGCACACAGAUUGCACUCAGUCUGGAAAGAAAGACUUGGCUGGACUAUCUGAACAGGAACCUGUUGCUGUCCCAAGCCUUAACCCUAAUGCUGAGGUAUGGACCAAUCACAACUUCAACUUGGACGUCCCUGGCCCCGCCUUCCUACAGGCUCAUGAGCCAUGGCUGCAAUUCCCCAGCGAUCUGACCAAUCAGGAAGGGUACGAGUUCCAGCUGGAGAACUUGGGCCUGGCUGAGGCUGUGGUUGAAGCAGAUCCCAGCACACCAGAGUACCAGACGCUGUGUGCCGAAGCUUCAGUAGUUAAUGGAGAGCCCAUUGACCCACCUGUUACAGAUGAGACUAGAGAAGAGCUGAGGAGCGUUUUGGAGUCCUGCCUGACCAGGGAGCACCUUGGCAACGACCUGUACCUUAAUUCUCAGAUGGACAGCGACCAGUAUGUUCCCAUCGCAACUCUGGCCAGCCUCGACAAGAUCAAGAGGAUCAGCACGGACCUGGACCUCAUCGCCGGCAUUUUGAAAUCCCUGCCGCUGGUCCAGGUGGCUCCUUGUGGACAGAAGGUCCGGCCCAGUCAGAGUCGAUGUGUCGUCAUCCUGCGUGAGAUCCCUGACACCACACCCAAGGAGGAGGUGGAGGCUCUCUUUGACGGGGAGAACAUUCCCAAGUUCCUGAGCUGUGAGUUUGUGAGCAACGAUAACUGGUUCGUCACUUUCAAAUCGGAAACCGACGCACAACAGGCCUACAAGUACCUCAGAGAAGAGGUUCGAGAGUUCAAGGGAAAGCCGAUCAUGGUGAGGAUAAAGGCCAAAACCAUGGCAGUCACUUCCUUCGCUCCAAAAAAUGGCUACCGACCCGCUCAGCUGGACCAGUGCGGCAAUCCUUACCGCCCCUACUUCCCCCCAAGCAGCUACCAGCAGCCCUGCCCCACCCAACAGCUGUAUGAUUUCACCAAUGACGUGUGGGCUUCGGCUGCGGCAGGAUACCAAGAAUGUGCUGACCAUCAAACAUUGAUGAAUGACUUCAUAAAUGGAUUCUCCAGCUUCAAACCUCAUAACCCACACAGGAUGAGGAGAGGCUCACGGUGGUCAAAUUCUGACCGUUGGCAGUCCAGUCUAAAUGAUUCCUCACAGUCCUCCGAGCAGGCGCCAGCGGAGGGCUCCUCUUCUCCCCCGAGGCCGGGUCGAGGACGGUCGCGGGGCACCAUGCGCCGUCCGAGCAGAGGCGUAAGGAGCGAGCCCACUUCUGAUCGGGGAAGGAGAGGAAACUUGAGCCAGAGGAGGAGAGAGAACCCGAGGUCCUGGGACAAAUCUGCCGCAAGCAAUCGCAAUGCACAAAGUCAAUCGCCUCCUCGUCAGCCGUCUCCUCCUCCUGAGCUCGGCCUGACAAGCUUCCCUCCUCUUCCUCCGGCAAAGACUGCCAUGGCAACGGUACAGGCAGCUAACGGCAACGUCAAGGUUCCAGUGAAAAUCAGCAGCCCGUGUGCACCGGUGCCAACAAAGUCUCAAGAGCCUCAGCCAAUCUUAGAGCAGAAUGUGACGGCGCGUGCCGAGACGACCAGCGAGGCCAACCCAGCUCAGCUUACACAGGAGCCAGUCGCAGAGUCCAAGAGGCUAAGCUAUGCCCAGAUCUGCCAGAGAGUGUCGUCCAAUGAGCCGGCGCCGCCCGCUGACUUCGCCCCUUCAGAGGCAGCGCACACCCCAACUUUUCCGGGCCAGGCAUCCAAACCAGAUGUGUUGCCACAGUAAUCGUAUUGGGUGUGAUAUAAGCUGAUAAUCAUUGUACUGUCUUAUUACGCAAACCUGCUGCACGGAGCGAUGUGGCAUCACUCAGCGCAGGAAGAUGCUGCAUUAACCGCCAAACGGCCUUUAAAUCAACUCCAUUUAGGUCUGAUCUGGAAACCUUAGCCUUUAUAUACACAGCUGACAGUGUGCAUGUG
Messenger RNA from Perca flavescens (yellow perch), 5050 nucleotides. RefSeq lists its product as uncharacterized. Lineage: Eukaryota; Metazoa; Chordata; Actinopteri; Perciformes; Percidae. Gene Ontology annotation, cellular component: cytoplasmic stress granule; cytosol. The coding region runs from base 99 to 4859 and encodes 1586 amino acids. The transcript has 17 exons. Gene Ontology annotation, biological process: positive regulation of translation. Gene Ontology annotation, molecular function: mRNA 3'-UTR binding. The record is from RefSeq and is a predicted model, not a curated record.